AUGUUGGACUGCAUUGCCCUUCACACGCCCUGCACCCACCGCCGCGCUGCCGCUAUUCUCCAACAGCAGAGAAGUGAACAAACGGCCGGCGGGCGGGAGGCGGCGCGACAAAAACUCGAGAGACUCGGCGGGGCGUACGGCGAACUCAGCCGCGGGGCUCCACUCGCCCUCUGGCACGUCCACCACAGCCAUCACGAUAAGAAGAGGCAGACACCUCUCCAGGAGAACAAGAAGGGAAAAGAAAAAAUAGAAGAAAAGGAAAAAGGGCGGGAGUGUACACCAGAGAGGAGCGGCUCUCACGCACAGCACGAGGAGUUGGUGCUGCCGAGUCCAAAAAGAAAAGGACUCUGCGGGUGCCGCUCGCCGCUGCCAAAGAAGAAGUUUGCGGAGAAGAGUGAUGUGUGCACGGCCGCCGCUGCCGCUCUGGGGAAGGUCUCACCCAUUCCGGAGGACUUCUCCACAGCGUCCCUCUCACAAACACUGCCCUUGACGCCCGAUCAAUUAACAUCUUCGUCGCUUCUCUCACCAGCGGAGCUCAGCGCAGUGGAACUACUCGCGCACGAUAUAGAAGGCGUUUCGCCUCGGUGCUGGCAGUUAAGUCAAGAACAACUUUCGCCAAGCGCCAUAUACGCAGAGGAUGAUAGGAAGCUGCACGCCGCAGCAGCAGCAGCUACAGAGGCAGCCACCGCAGGAAUAAGAAGUUUGGGAAGAAAGACAUUCUCCUCCGCUUCUGCACGACAGAAACGUGCCCGUUCCGCUCUGGACGCCGCGGUACAUUCCGAAAUAGAUGAUCGCACUGCUCGAUGCCUUCACUUUGAUGCGGAGGAGUCCGUGAAACCACAACGACCCUCAGUCUCAGGAAUGGUGUUGAGGCGGUACAAUGAACUAACACAGCAAAGAAUGGCCACACAAUUCCUAGUGCUGCCAUAUUAA
Molecule: messenger RNA, 933 nt
Organism: Trypanosoma theileri
Lineage: Eukaryota; Euglenozoa; Kinetoplastea; Trypanosomatida; Trypanosomatidae
Exons: 1
Coding region: 1-933 (310 amino acids)
Source: RefSeq, a predicted model, not a curated record